Molecule: messenger RNA, 1696 nt
Organism: Phragmites australis (common reed)
Lineage: Eukaryota; Viridiplantae; Streptophyta; Magnoliopsida; Poales; Poaceae
Product: mitochondrial inner membrane protein OXA1-like
Exons: 9
Coding region: 108-1337 (409 amino acids)
Biological process (GO): protein insertion into mitochondrial inner membrane from matrix; mitochondrial respiratory chain complex IV assembly
Cellular component (GO): mitochondrial inner membrane
Molecular function (GO): membrane insertase activity
Source: RefSeq, a predicted model, not a curated record
AACCUGAGAGGGCCUAGCCCAGAGCUGGUCCUUCGGGCCUUCACUCUCCCGCGCCGGCGUCGUCAGCCCCCGGCUCGCCUCCCACUGCGAGCCGCCGCGCCCCAGCCAUGGCGGUCGCCGCGCGGAGGAGCUUCGCCACCCGCCUCUCCCACCACCUCACCCGCCGCCUCAACCCCUGCGUCACCCACGCCCUCACCUCCCACUCCCACGACGAUCCCCCAAGCUCGGGGCUCGCGCCGCUCCCGCUCCCGCGCACUUCUGGAGCGGCCCGUACUCUAAGCUUCCUCCCCUUCUCCCUCCACCUCGCGGGGCCGACCCGACGCAGCUUCUCCUCCGCCCCCGACCCCGCGCCACCCGCCGAUGUUGAUGCAGCGGGCGUCCUCGUUGACGCCGCGGAUGCGGUGGCUGUGUCAGUGCCGGCGCCGUUCCCGGGGGAGGUGGCCGCCGCGGCCGCCGAAUCGUUCCUCCCCGUCGCCGCCCUGCAGCACCUUAUCGACGCAGUCCAUACAUUUACUGGACUGAACUGGUGGGCGUGUAUCGCACUGACGACACUGAUGAUCCGGAGCGCGACGGUCCCGCUGCUUCUGAACCAAUUGAAGGCCACGACAAAGCUAAAUGCAAUAAAGCCAGAGAUGGAAGCCAUUAAAGAUCAGAUGAAUGCUAUGGAUCCAAAGUCAGCGAAGGAGGGGCAAGAUAAAAUGAAAGCACUAUUUCAGAAGCACGGUGUUAGUCCAUUUACUCCACUGAAAGGACUCCUGAUCCAAGGGCCAAUAUUCAUGAGCUUUUUCUUUGCUAUAUCAAACAUGGUUGAGAAAGUCCCUUCAUUGAAAGGAGGUGGAACAUUGUGGUUUACUGAUCUGACGACUCCAGAUUCUCUUUACAUCUUUCCUGUGUUAACAGGACUGACCUUCUUGGCUACAGUGGAGCUUAACUUGCAAGAAGGAAUGGAGGGAAAUUCUAUGGCCGGUAAAAUGAAGAACUUCUCUAGAGGAAUGGCUUUUAUGACAGUCCCAUUUACAAUGAAUUUUGCCAAGGCAAUUUUCUGUUACUGGAUCACGUCAAACAUGUUCUCCCUUGUAUAUGGUAUUGUUAUCAGGCGACCAGCUAUCAGGAAGCUUUUUAAUCUUCCUGCAUUGGUAGCUCAGCCUUCACCUCCAAAGAUGCCAACCUUCAAUUUGUUUGGUGGAUCCAAGGCAAUACCUGCAGCAGAGUCACCUGUAUCAAUGAGAGCCCAGCAAUCUGCUUUGGGCCAACCUGAUGCUGCUGCUCUUGGCUAUCGUGUCCAAAAUCUCGAAAAGAAAGCCAAAUCGAAAGGCAAAUCCCAGAAACGCAGGUGAAUUGUGGGCACUCGUGCGCCUUGUUGAGCAAAGUACCCUUUGGCCUUUGGGUCGGUGGAGAUUUGAUUUGUACUGAUAUGGUGCCAAGAUCAGAUUUUGCGUGGGGCUCUCUCUUCAUCACAUGUUACUGUUGUUUUUUUCUUGGGUAAAAUAGGCCAGAAUAAUUUUGACUUACGGAAUAGUUUAUACACAAAUGUAACUUCAGUAUAUUACGAUAGUUAACAUUCUUCGUCUCUCAAGGGUUGAGAUGACAGCAAACUGUUGAAGUUCAGAGACCAACUCAACCUUGUAUUAUCAUUGUGAUGUUGAUGUUGCAGAGACAACCUGAAUAAGAUAUACUAAUACAUACAUUGCACAAA